Molecule: messenger RNA, 1686 nt
Organism: Drepanopeziza brunnea f. sp. 'multigermtubi' MB_m1
Lineage: Eukaryota; Fungi; Ascomycota; Leotiomycetes; Helotiales; Drepanopezizaceae
Molecular function (GO): ubiquitin protein ligase activity
Source: RefSeq, a predicted model, not a curated record
AUGUCCUCCAUCCCUCUUGACCCCGCCCUCCCCCUCCGAAACAGCCUCGCCAGAAUAAAAACGCCCCCGAAACCCGACUUUUCGCAAGAGAAUGGCGCGCUGGAAGCUUCUAGAGAUGCGCGGCAGAUUGUGAGGCUGGUACAAUGCGCCUCGUGCUCGUACCCGCUGCAAGAACCGGUGACCCUGCCAUGUGGGAACUCCAUCUGCAAGAACUGCAUACCGGAGUUGCGUCUGCGCCCAAAUAUAUCAUAUCCUGCGACGCCGAAUCGUCUGCAGGGCUUCACCUGCCCGUUCCCAACGUGCAAGAUGGAUCACGCGGCCGGGGAUGUCAGCGUGGAUGUGGUGCUGAAAAAAGUCAUGUAUCUGAUCAGCAAAGAGAUUGAUGCGUACGCAAAUUCCGACCAGGCUUCGAAAAUACUGUUUCGGCUACAAGAACGGGACAAAUGGUCGAUCGCGGGCGUACCUUCUUUGCGGCAGGAAGAGGCCCGGACUCGUGUCUUGUCUGGCGGGAGGUUGAUCGCCACAUAUACGAUGGCGCAAAUGGGCGAGCUGCCGUACGACUCCGAGGUCAUGUAUACUUCAAUAUCUGCGACCAACGAGCAGUCAGAAGCGCUGGACACCGCGGUGUUGGAGCACCUACAGGAAUCUAUUCGGGCAGAGCUGGACUGCCAAGUGUGUUAUAAUUUGUUCCUGGAGCCAUAUACGACCCCCUGUGGCCAUACUUUCUGCCGGUCAUGUCUGUACAGAGUACUGGACCAUUCAAGGCUUUGCCCUAUCUGUCGGCGAGUGCAGACUAUCACGCCUCAGCUGGGCCGCGAUCGGGACCCAUCAAAUGUCAUCAUCUCAAAGCUCCUCACCGGGCUCUGCCCAGAGGCUCUUGCUGUGCGAGCGAAAGCUGCAGAGGCGGAUUUGAGACCUGGGACCGUGGAGAUGGACAUUCCCCUGUUUAUAUGUACUCUGUCUUUUCCCCAGGUCCCAACAUUCCUCCAUAUCUUUGAGCCCAGGUACCGCCUCAUGAUCAGACGGGCAAUAGAGAGCGGCGAGGGGAAAUUUGGCAUGCUUCGACACAACCCAUCCCGGGAGCCCCAAGGCGAGCUGGGCCGCGUCAGUUUCUAUGAGUAUGGAACGCUCCUCUGUAUCGAAGGCAUCCAAGUGUUGCCGGACGGGCGAAGUCUCAUCGAGACAAGAGGGAAGUCCCGAUUUAGAGUUCUGAAGCACGGAACCCUGGAUGGAUACACGAUCGGCAAGAUAGAACUACUCACGGACAUCAGCAUUCCCGCGGAAGAAGAGCUCGAAGCCCGCGAAACAACCGAUACACGCGCCCAGAAUCUUUCGGCUCAGUCUGACAACUCAGCCCCGCUCUCCCCUGAAGCCGCUCACAUUGCCAAGCUCAACGCCAUGUCCACCAAAGCGCUUUUCGAACUGGGCGUUGCUUUUGUGAAGAAAAUGAGGGACCGGUCCGCGCCGUGGCUGCAUGCCCGAGUACUCCAGGCGUAUGGCGAGUGUCCGAACGACCCGGCUAUCUUUCCGUGGUGGUUCGCCAGCGUGUUUCCCACGGCAGACUCGGAGAAGUAUCAUCUGCUCAUGACGGAUAGCGUGAGGCAGAGGCUCAAGAUAAUUGCUGACUGGAUCGCGGUCAUCGAGGCUGGCGAAUUGAGCCAAGACAAUGGCUGCAAUGUCCUGUGA